AUGAGAGCCUCGCGGAAAGGUGGAGGCGGCGCGAGUAGCGGCAGGGACUUCUCACCACCUCCGCACGUUUCCUCGUCGAGGAGCAGGGACCUCACCCGUAGAUCCGAAUGGGGGAAUUACACCAUCUGCUCGCGCUACAGCCCCACUCCCGGCACCGUAGCGAUGGGCCACGACGGCCGCCGGAACCCUAGGCGAUCGUCGUCCGUCGGCCGCGGCCGACGCAGUGCCUCCAUUGAAAGGGGAGGCUAUGAUGCGUUUGACGUUGCUGCUGCUGCUGCUGCUGCUGCGUCCAGGAGACACCAGCAGCGGCAAGAUCGAUCUCCUCCGCCUCUUCCGCUCCAGCCCUGGGGCGGCCGUGGAGCCCUGGUCUUGGACGGAGACGACGGCUUCUACAGAGAGUAUCCGGGGCCAGAGUCCCCGUCAGAUCUGCACCUUGCGGCGAAUUCCAAGCUGGGGAGAGUCGUUAAAGUCAGAGAGUUCCGCCAACACCCGCACUCGGGCAACGGCGGCCCUCGCACCAAACUGUCAUGUUCCUCUGGAACUGCGAUCGAGGAUCAUGGCGUAAUGGUGCAGAAGUCCGUGUACUUGGAGGAUGAUGGCUCUGUCAGGGAGCUCUUCCCCUUGCCCCCAGAACAGGCAGUCUACCAAAAAGAAGCCUCUGCUUUGGAUUCCGGCAGCCUCGGCAGAACCUCCGGUGGCAGCGCUCUGAGAAUCGGGAUGCGCGGGGCGGAGGAGGAACCGAGGUACCGUGAGUACUAUUCCAAGGGACCAGCGUACGAGGAAGAACAUGGACUAAGGAUCUACUCCGGAAGGGAUUAUUCUCCAUAUCGGGCGCCUUUCCCCUCGCAGCGGAGGCCACCUGCCGCCGCAUCCUCCUCCGGCGCGCCAAGAGACGAGUUUCUGGUUUCGUAUCGGGAUGAACUCCGCCGGCCAUCUGAUGAUGGUCUCGGGCGGGGUGGUGGUUUCGGAAGCUUCAGAGACGAGAUUCUGGGCCACGACGGGUACAGUCGGACGCAUCCUCUGGACACGAAGACGCGGCGCAUCAGUCCUCCUCCCAUCAGGGACGAGCCUAGAGGCCGCAGUUUCUCUGAAUACGAGCGGAGAGGAAGGGAUGAUGACGAUGAUGGUGAGUGGUACUCUGGGUCAGGUCGAUCGUGCAAGAAGGUGAGGUGGGGAUCUCGGGGGGAAUUCGAGGUUUUAGGGUCCGGCGACAUGUAUCCCCCUCCUCCUGGGAGGAGGGUCGACGACAUCGAGGUUUCGCCGAAGAUGGUGAGGGAUUCCAGAAUUUGGGAUCAGCGACGUUACCUGGAAGAGGGCACUAUCUCUGACUACCAGGAAAUGGAAGGGGUCCGCGGAGAAUAUCUUGGAGGUUCCGGUAGCGUCUCCUUCGCCUACAAAACGAAGGCCUCCCAUGGCGGCGAGGUUUUGCAGCUUGGUUCAAGAACCUCCCGGUACGGGAGAGACGAUCGGGUAAGUUACAGGGAGCCAGCAAGAAGCCCUCCUCCAUCGUUGUCUGAGCGCUACACGGGCGGCGCCCUCAGAAGGACUUUGAGCCCUCCUCGAGAGGGAAUGGACAUGGAAGAGCUCGAUAAUGGCGAAGCUCCGCUCGAGAGGGUUCUUCCAGGGAGAGAUUAUAUGACGGAGGAGGAAAUAAACAUUUUGCGGGAGACUAGGAAUGCCCGAGCUAUAGAACUGAAUGAGGAAGAGGAACGAUGGGCCGAUGAAGAAAGGAUGGAGACGCCGUCUCCCAGAAGACCGCACUUUGACCGCAGCAGACUCAGGACGUUGCCGCGCAGGGUGUCAGACUCCGGCGAUUGGCUGCCGUCUGAUGGUUCCUUCGUGCAGUCGGGAGGCGGUGGCCAGGGGAGUGAUCUGAAGAGGCGACUGAGGCCUGGCUUCCACAGCUCGUUUUCAUCUGACAGGAGACGGGAUUUUGACAGAUCGCAGAGAUCAAGGAAAAAGGGUCUGGAAGAUCAGCGGACUUUGAGCGACUUUGAUGGGAAUGCUCUGGAAAAUGAGAGGCAUCGCGCAAAGAAUGAUCCUCCAGAGGAUACUGAAGAGUUUAGGCAGCAGCUUCACAAGGCCUUCCUUCGUUUUUCGAAGCUGCUGAAUGAGGAUCCAAUUCAACAAGAGAAGUAUCGAGAUGGAGGAAAAGCCCGAGGCUUGCUUUGCUGUGUAUGCGGCAGGUCUGUUUCCUUAUUUUUCGAACGUGUUUCUUGCUGUGGCGAGGUUGUUUCAGGUAUCUUUUGAUCGAGAAGGGCACUCGUAGGCGGUACCAUCGGUUCUCUCCUGAUCCUAGAAUACCCUUAGAGUAUGCAUCACAAAGCAUGCUGAUGCGCUGCUGUCUUGACUGGGAGUUUACAUUUUCUGGGUAAAUUUUAGGAACUGUCUAAUCAUCUCUGGCUGUUAUGACACUCUGCGCCACUCUUGAUAGCUCAGAAGAUGGAGGAUGAUACUCCAAUGCCACCACAUGCCCUAGGAUGAGAUUGGCCUGAUAAAAAGAAAAAAAAAGUGGCCAGGUACGUGUGCGGAUCUGAUUAGCUUGUGGGUAGACUGUAGAAAGAUUAAUUUCACCAGAUAAACAAACAUGCAAGGUAAAGUGCAUGGAAACUUUUAACAAGGUCAGUGCUUGAGAUCUUGGCCUGCAGAAAAUUGUUGUCUUGUUCUGUUUGAUGGCUCCGAAUAACAAGGACAUAUCAUUCAUUUUUUACUUUUGGCAUUCAUUAUCAUAGAGUUGUUUAUUAGACGAUUUUUUUUUCAUCUAUAGGGCUGAGAAGUUUGUUCCAUCAUCAAGUGUGUUUCUUGCUGCAAUUAGUUCGUUUGAUUUACAUUGACAUAAUGUCGGAGCCAGUUGUGUAAACGAGAAUCCCAACGGGCUUUGAUUGGACUGCCGAGCAUCUAGUGGUUUUCAAGGGGAUCAUCAUACCAUUACUUGCAGGAUAAUACACCUAGUAAUAGCCGGUUCAGGCUGGAAAAGCCGGGUUGAAUACGCAUGCCAAUUAUGCUUUAUCAAACGAGCUCUUCAGUUGUCACGAUACUGCCUAAUUUAUGUUUCUCCAUCGACGAUGCGAUCCUUUCUUCUUCUCCGUUCCUCCUUGCCCUUGUUUUAAUUAAUGGCAUUUUUUUUCUUCUAGGUGGAAUUUCUUCGAGUCCCUCGAAUCAAUUCAUUACUGGCAAAUCAUCGCGUUGCAAUCCUUGGUCACCUCUCUUCUUCUUGUUUUUUGUCUGCCAGAUCCUCCUUUUUUUUUAUUCUCUCUCUCUCGCUCUCUCUCUCUCUCUCUUCCUCUCUCUCUUCCUCUCCCUUCUUCCAACCUUUUUUGCAGCACUUCCAGUCCCCAAUUAAGUCAUGUUUUAGAACCUCGCUAUUUAGCAUAUUUAAAUCUCCAUCCCAUAAGGACGACAUUUCCGUCAGAGGUCACAUCGAUGUGUCUGCUGCAUGUCCUCUCUUACAUAUAUGAAUUUUACAGGACAUCUUUUACAUAGGCAAGGCGUAAUUUUUUAGGAUGGUGUUUGGAAACAAAAGGGCCUUUUUUAACCCCUUCUAAAACAACAACAUGUCAGAUCUGAUCUUGAUCUUGGUGGGCACAAGUGUUUAUCCAUUCCACUCACCAUACAAAAAUCCGCAUGAUUUUUAUUUUUUUAUUUUUUUUUGGGGGGGGCAAGAUUCCACAUGCAACUGUCUUGUUUAAAUUGUUCCUUGUUUUAUCCUUUGUGGGGUUCAGCAUGAUGUUGAAUGGAUCAGCCAGACCAAACCUUGGCCAGUGCACCCCCCGAGCGCAUCAGCUUAAUUCUGUGACUAUUAUCGCACGGCUGAUUUGUUUCUCCCCAUUUGUUGGCAGCCAAUCGAAGGAGUUUGUGGACACGCACAGUUUAGUCACGCACGCUUUCCAUUCCCUCAAGAUUGGUCUGAGAACAGAGCACCUGGGCCUUCACAAAGCCUUGUGCGUCCUGAUGUGUUGGAACUGGCUUGUGUCUCCGGAUAACUCGAGGGCCUACCAGAUGAGACCUGGUCCCGAGCACGAAGCCCUCAAGGAGGACCUUAUCAUCUGGCCUCCUGUUGUCAUUGUCCGCAAUUUUUCGGUCAUCAACACUGCCACCACCACCACCACCACCACCACCACCACCACCGAGGGACCAACUGUCGUGAAGGAGGACCUGGAGAAGAUACUGAAAGGUUUGUGACUUGCAACCACUCGGCCUUGUACUCUGUUAUGUUAUGCUUCUUGUAUCAGCGUCCGGAAUUCACCUAAUGGUAAUUCUUAGAUUAUAUUCUGCUUCGCCAUCUUUGUUAUUAUCAUCUUCCUGGCCUUCUUAUUGUGUGUAUUUUUUUUGAAAAAAUUAUAAGAAGACUCUGGGCUUUUAUUGUAUUAAGUUGUGGGAAAAGGCGUUGGCGAGGUAAGAAGAGAGCAGGUUAUAAACAAAUACAGCGCCUAAUUAGUAGUUCUUCGAUAGCUCUUGAGUCCAUCGUCCGAAUAUCUGCCAUGUUUUCUGGUCAUUCCCUUCAUGGGCGUAUAUUUACCCAUCCUUGGGUCUUGUCGUUUGUCUGUGUCUUCAGAGAUGAAGAUUGAAGUGGGAAAGGUCAAGGUUUGCGGAGGAAAGCCGUCGGACCAGAGGACUCUGCUAGUAAAGUUCAUGGCCACGUUUUCCGGACUUCAGGAGGCCGACAGGCUCCACAGGCUGUUCACGGAGAGGAAGCACGGCCGGAAGGAGCUGGACGACGCCGCCUCCAUGCAGAGCUCCGGCGACGGAGCAGAGCCUCAGGUGGAGGGGGGGCAGCGUCUUUAUGGGCACAUAGGUACCGUGGAGGAUCUCGACAGGCUCGACCCCGAGACCAAGCGGAGGUGCAUUCUCAAAAGCAGGAGGGAAAUCGAAGACAUCGCCGACGCCCCGGUGAAGGUCGAGUGA
Messenger RNA from Spirodela intermedia, 4905 nucleotides. Lineage: Eukaryota; Viridiplantae; Streptophyta; Magnoliopsida; Alismatales; Araceae. The record is from the annotation of a GenBank genome assembly.